Messenger RNA from Oncorhynchus kisutch (coho salmon), 5216 nucleotides. RefSeq names its product guanine nucleotide-binding protein G(I)/G(S)/G(T) subunit beta-1. The transcript is spliced from 11 exons. The record is from RefSeq and is a predicted model, not a curated record. Gene Ontology annotation, biological process: signal transduction. Gene Ontology annotation, molecular function: protein binding. NCBI's taxonomy places the organism in Eukaryota, Metazoa, Chordata, Actinopteri, Salmoniformes, Salmonidae. The coding region runs from base 2513 to 3535 and encodes 340 amino acids.
GAGCUGGACUAGUUAACUGUAAGGUUGCAAGAUUGAAUCCCGGAGCUGACAAGUAAAAAAUCUGUAAUUCAGCCCCUGAACAAGGCAGUUAACCCACUGUUCCUAGGCCAUCAUUGAAAAUAAGAAUGUGUUCUUAACUGACUUGCCUAGUUAAAUACAACUUUUUUUCCCCUCCGGCCAAAUCGGUGUAAAAAAAUACAGAUUUCCGAUUGUUAUAAACUUGAAAUCGGCCAUUCCGAUUAAUCGGUCGACCUCUAUUUAUUAGGCUUCCCUAUGCCAAAUAGCAGUACAAUGUGGCAUCAGGGCUUGAUAAGGUAGUAAAUGCUGAUUUGCUUCAUAGGAAGAAGAAAUGCCUUUAAAGCGCUGGUCCCCCCUAAUUUCACUUCCCUCUCCCUAUGUCACUGAAUUGUGCUUGAUGGAGCCAAUAGAACUGGCUGGAAAAUGUGAAGUCUGCUUCCCUCCACCACCUCUCUAAAAAUAGAGGCUGAGAGAGAAGGCAGCAGCAUUGAGACACACUAUCAGUGGGCCUGCCAGCGGUUUCAACACACUCCCACCACCAGAACAGAAAAGGGCCCUCUGAAUCACACCUCUGCCGCCAUCACAGAGCUACCUCACAAAUAAAUAUCACACUUCGUUCACCAAUGUAGACUCCCCAAGCUGCCCCUAUAUCCCACCUCUGCCACCAUUUACAGAGCCCCCCUCCACUCAUAUUUCUGCCACCAUGGUUGGUUUCAAUGCCAUCUGUUUGACCAAAUUCCAUCUCAAUUUGAACGUAUUAAUGUUCCCUUUUUUUCUUCAUGUAACUGACUAUUGUAAUUGGAUUUACGAUCUUAUUUUGUCACCAUCAACAUCCAAUAUGGCCCAAUAAAUAAAUCUUAGACAUCCCUAAGCUUAUUCAAGGCACCCUGUAGUAGGUCUGGGCUGUAUACCGUUUUUUUGCGAUAAACCGGUAUUGAUGCAUGGACCGGUUUGGGUUUUUACUUUACCUUCUAUACCAGUAUAUGAAUGUUAGGUUUGCUAUAUGUGAUACGCAGUGUGUAACGUCCAUUUUUAUAGUUUACUUCGCUUCUUGAGUUCUCGCUCCACUCUAUGCCGCUUUCCACACAGACCUAGCCACGCCCCCUGUCACUCAAUUAGCGCAUUUGAAGUUUUUCAACCACGAGACACUUGAGUUCAGUCUGCAUGGUCAAUGCAUUUGCAACACUGUUGAUGAAAAAGAUAGUUGUCACUGCUUCUUAAUAUAAUUCUACAGGCAUUCUAAUUACACUAUUAGCCUGUGUUUCUUACAUCUGCAAACAGCUAAUUAGAAUUUUCUUAGCAAGUUGUUCCUAAAUCUUGUUAGCUGUUAAUGCUAAUUGCUAGCUAGCUAAUAUAUGUACUGAAUAAGCGCAAGUGUAAUUAGCCAUACAGUCUAAUAAUACCAGUGAUUGUGUAGACCUAAAUCAACAUGUUGUUUAAGCAACAGUGUCUUCUAAAUUAGAGGUAAACCCAAAGAAAGCAUAUGUUAGCUACUAGAAGUAGUUAAGAGAACAUUCAAUGUACUGAAAGAUUAUAGGGUCCCCUAGGAAACACCUAUCAACAGUUUCUACCCUGUCACAAUAAAUCCUCCCUGGCAUUUUCAUUCGUUGCCAUGUCGAACACCACUGUAUUGAAAGUAUGUCAUUAGAAUAGUUAGAAUAGACAUUCUAUUCCCAUGAUUCCAAUAGUUAAAAGUAUUUUGCUCUAAAUGUCAAGUCAUAUUGCAACAUUUGGUUAAAAAUAAGGCCCAUAUUACUUGCCCGUAUUGUGCAGCCCUACGUGGCAGUGUGGAAAUGAUCUCAAAUGCAGAAAUUUAUGAAAAUUAUUACUUUUUGGGGGGUUGAAGUUGAAUUGAACAGUAUAAAACAUGGAAUUGAACAGUAUAAAUCAUAAUGGAGAAAGACCCAUUUUGAAAUCACUUAAUGUAUGUGUUGCCACCCUAGGGUCACACACUACUCAUAAAGCAAAUUUUGAACUUUUAUUAUUAAAAAACAUAAAAUACAGCCAUUUUUUAAAUUUUAAUAAAAAAAAAAUACUCUGAUAUAAUAUUUUGGCCAUAUCGCCCAGCCCUACCCUGUAGUUUAGAAUACUCACAGUAGACCUUACUACUCACUUUCUCUUGUAAGUGUAUUUAGUUGAAAUAACAUACAGAUCUGCCUGUACGGCUUUGGUUCUGGGAAGGGCCACACACAGGCCAUUCUAACUGGCUUUCGUCAGGGAGAAGACAAGGAGAGUUAGUAAUAUUAUCAUGACACAUUUUUAUCAACAUGAUUAGGGGUUUAAGUCUCUUUGCUUAGAAGUAGACCCAGUUAGCCCGUGAGCCAAUCAGGUGGCAGGUAGCUGCUGAGAUGGCUCAGGUGUUUGAAGGAUAAGGUACUUCAUUCAGAAGGUCUCCAAGCUCUUAGGACACACGACCCAUACAGAAAAGACGGAGAGAAAGGGAGAUCAGCACGAGUCCCGGCGGUGGAGCGAAGCACCCCAUUAGCAGAGGAAAAUGAGCGAACUAGACCAGCUACGUCAGGAGGCCGAGCAGCUCAAGAACCAGAUCAGAGAUGCCAGGAAAGCGUGUGCGGAUGCUACCUUGUCUCAGAUCACAGCAAACAUCGACCCAAUUGGCCGAAUUCAGAUGCGCACUAGAAGGACACUGAGGGGGCAUCUGGCUAAAAUCUAUGCCAUGCACUGGGGCACUGACUCGAGGCUUUUAGUCAGUGCCUCCCAGGAUGGUAAACUCAUUAUUUGGGACAGCUACACCACAAACAAGGUUCACGCCAUCCCACUGCGCUCCUCCUGGGUGAUGACGUGCGCCUACGCCCCCUCUGGGAACUACGUGGCCUGUGGAGGCCUAGACAACAUCUGCUCCAUCUACAACCUCAAGACCCGCGAGGGCAACGUGCGUGUCAGCCGUGAGCUGGCCGGACAUACGGGUUACCUGUCCUGCUGUCGCUUCGUGGAUGACAGCCAGAUUGUCACCAGCUCUGGAGACACCACCUGUGCUCUCUGGGACAUUGAGACGGGCCAGCAGACGACCACGUUCGCCGGCCACACCGGUGACGUCAUGAGCCUGUCGCUGGCGCCCGACACCCGGCUGUUUGUGUCCGGGGCAUGUGACGCCUCCGCAAAGCUCUGGGACAUCAGAGAAGGAAUGUGCCGACAGACCUUCACCGGACACGAGUCAGACAUUAAUGCCAUCUGUUUCUUCCCCAACGGCAACGCCUUUGCCACGGGAUCGGACGACGCCACCUGCAGGCUGUUUGACCUGCGUGCUGACCAGGAGCUGAUGGUCUAUUCCCACGACAACAUCAUCUGCGGCAUCACCUCGGUGGCUUUCUCCAAGAGUGGCCGCCUGCUGCUCGCCGGCUACGAUGACUUCAACUGCAACGUGUGGGACAGCCUCAAGGCUGACCGUGCAGGUGUCCUGGCUGGACAUGACAACCGUGUCAGCUGCUUGGGUGUGACCGAUGAUGGAAUGGCCGUUGCAACAGGGUCCUGGGACAGCUUCCUCAAGAUCUGGAACUAGAUUCUGAAGAUGGCACCCGGACUCCAAAGUGGAGUGGAAGACCAUUCCAACAUAAAAAUGUUCAAUUUUCUUGCAUAUCCAAUUUGAUCAAAACACCACUAUACUGACUCCUAACACCCCAAAAAACUACCAAGGGCAAAAAUUCUCUCUCCUUCUCAUUUAAAAUAUCACAGUUGUUUAUCAAAAUAUGAGGAAUUGCAGUGGUAUGAAAUGGAAUGGGGAAGAAAUUGUGCAUUCCUCCUGGGACCAUUUUCAUCCAUCUUCAUUACACAGGUUUGAGUGAAGGUCAUUUACACAACGAUGAUCUAACUCUUGAUAGAUUUUUGGCCAGCCAUGUUUAUUUAAUUUUUUCGGUCAUGUUACUUUCCUCUUUUUUCCCCCCAGAACUAGAUCAGUGGCCUCCUGUUGGUAAAUUGAGGAUCAAAAGCUUUGUUUUAUCUCUUGGUCUUGAUAUAUUUUAGAAUCAAGUUUUGUAGAUUUGAAAUAAAAAUUCAUGAUCAUGUCAUUUUAAUCCAACUUUAUCACAUCAGAAAAAAAGGCAAGAGAAUUGAGCUUCAACAGGGAGUCCAUGAGCCACCGACAGGGUCUGGCCAUUCUGAAUAUUUAGUCCCAAGAUUCUUUACUCAGUUUUGGGGGGGGGUUUCUGUCUAGUCAAUUUUUUUUUGCACACAAUUUUACUUUGCAUAUGCAGAAUAAUGUUUAAAGGAAAGUUAACUAACCAAGCACAUGCUAUUUGUGAUAAUGAAUGCUAAUUUUUAAACAAAUCACUUUUUUUUUAAUUUACCCAUUCUCUUCACCUUUUGUUUGGUGACAAUGUAGAAUAAUGAAAUGAAGAAUCCCAUCGGUUCAUUUUCUUUCUUUCUGUUGACUGUGGUUGGGACCGGUGAUGUGAUUUGGUUGGGUUGGGAAGCCUCCACUUAUACCCCGGUUUCUUUCCGGAGUUUCAAGAGGAACCCAUUCUGUGCUUGGAAAUGCAGUUACUACUCUGAACGAAAUGUUGUAUAAAUCAAUGUUUGAAAAUAAUGAUAUCGAAACUUUUUAAGUAAAAAAAAAAAAAAGAAAAGUUGUCUGCCAUGGGUGGGUUAACUCUUAGGAUCGCAUGCUGUAGAAUUGCUUAAAAAGAGGUGCAUAUGAACUAAGUCCUUUUGAUGUUUUUCUUUUAAAGAAAAUAACCUGUUAAAUAUAUCAUAAUUACAAUGGUAUUUAUAUUGUUUUUGGCUAAUCUGUGCAUAAAUAAUUCAAUUAAAAUGUCAAAGCUAUGCACUUGAGCAGCAAACACCAUAACAUAAACAGUUUCCUGGUCUUAUAUCCAUACUUGGGAAGGAUUCCUUGAUUUUAAAAGUAAUCUAAACAUUUAAAACACAUAUGCACGCACAGACACAAAUGGAACAAAGAAAUGUUAAUUUCUUGUGUAGCAAACAAAUUCCAGUGACAAAAAAAAUAAACAUUUUGUAACAAACAGGUUUUUUUUCUGUCCUUUAAUAAGAAAAAAGAAGGAACUUGCAGCAUCUGAAUGGCAGAAUGUUCUGUACCCCUAUCCUUGUAAACAGAGACUCUUUCUUUAGCAGUAGUGGCAUUUUUUCCAUUCUGUUUUCUCUGCGACAUUCUGUACAAAAAUGUUCUGUAAUUGUGCGUUAGGCGUGGAGUUGGCAAUAAAAAUAAAAAAAAUAUUACAAAUGAA